Molecule: messenger RNA, 1200 nt
Organism: Papaver somniferum (opium poppy)
Lineage: Eukaryota; Viridiplantae; Streptophyta; Magnoliopsida; Ranunculales; Papaveraceae
Product: translin-associated protein X-like
Exons: 8
Coding region: 55-906 (283 amino acids)
Cellular component (GO): nucleus; cytoplasm
Molecular function (GO): RNA endonuclease activity; sequence-specific DNA binding; RNA binding
Source: RefSeq, a predicted model, not a curated record
GCGGAGAUACAUUGGCUUCGAAAAUAUUCUACAAACACUUUCAGAAAUAAAUAAAUGUUUUUAAACUCGUCACCGUUUAAGAGAUUGUUUCUCAUGGCUUCAAAACCUCAACACCUCCACCCAAUUGCAGAAGCUUCAGUUUUAACCUCCGCUAAAAAACCUAGAACUAUGACCACUGUUUCCGCCAUGAAAGAUGGUUUCGCUAAUUACACAGACUACCUUAAUCAAUUUAAUGACAAGAGGGAACGAGUGGUAAAAGCUAGUCGUGAUAUCACCAUUAACAGCAAAAAAGUCAUAUUUCAGGUGCACAGGAUUAGUAAAUCUAACAGAGAAGAAGUUUUGGAGAAGGCUGAGAAGGACUUAGCUGCAGUGACUAGUCAAUAUAUUUCCCGUCUAGUGAAAGAAUUGCAAGGGACUGACUUCUGGAGACUCAGACGUGCAUAUUCUCCUGGGGUGCAAGAAUAUAUUGAAGCUGCAACCCUCUGUAAAUUCUGUAAAUCCGGGACACUCUUGGAUCUUGCGGAGAUAAAUGCUACUUUACUACCACUGAGUGAUCCAUCACUGGAGCCCUUGCAAAUUAAUGUCCUUGAUUAUCUGCUAGGGCUUGCUGAUUUGACCGGAGAGUUAAUGAGACUCGCCAUGGGACGAAUCUCAGAGGGCGAACUGGAAUAUGCGGAGAAUAUAUGCAGGUUCGUACGUGAUAUCUACAGGGAGUUGACCCUCGUCGUGCCACAUAUGGAUGAAAACUCUGAGAUGAAGAAGAAAAUGGAGGUAAUGCUCCAAAGCGCUGUGAAGAUAGAAACAGCAUGUUUUGGUGUUCACGUGAGAGGAUCCGAAUACAUACCAUCUCUUGGGUCAACUAACCAAAACUACUCAUACAUGGGAGCUUCAGCCAUUGAUCUGUAAGGCAUCUCUACAUAAAAGAGCCUAACACAAAAGAGGAAAUCAUAUUUAUGCAACAAGGAGUGAAGUGGUUGGGCACUUUUUUCAGUGACAUAAUACAGGAGAAUUUUCUUGUUUGUUUGUAAAAGCGAGUUAUUCUGCUAAUAUGAAUAUGUUGAAAGAGAGACGUCUAAGCCAGCUAAGCCAUGCCUACAGGCUACAGCCUCAAAUUGUUGGACCCAAAUUUUUCAUUUUUCUUAUUGACAUCUUUUUCUUUCCUAUAAGCAUGACGUACUGCUUUCUAAUACCAUAUAGCCA